Paramecium octaurelia is the source of this 745-nucleotide messenger RNA. NCBI's taxonomy places the organism in Eukaryota, Ciliophora, Oligohymenophorea, Peniculida, Parameciidae. The record is from the annotation of a GenBank genome assembly.
AUGAGCAAUUAUAUGAAUUUAAAGAAACUAUAAGUUGAAUAAAAAUCUCCUAGACUGUUGAUCUUCCCAAAAUAAAAAUAGAAUUAAGUUAAUAGCAGGGUAGCUAUGAACUAUUUUACAGAAAUGAAAAAGGAACACCAACAAAUUAAUCAAAACAAAUAGGUUUUACCACCUGAAUUCUAUAUUUCUUUAUUAUCGCUAGAACCAAAAUAAUCACAACUACAUACUCCGAACAUAGAGUUAAUACGAACGUUAAUUGACAGCUAUCUUAUUAUUAUUGAGUAACUCUAAGGACAAGAUGGACUAAUGAUUUAUUUUAAGGAUAAAGUUAAUAGUUUGUUAGAACAACCAUAAGUUAGAUAAUGCAUUUAAAAAAGUGAUGAUGCUUAAUUGCAACAAAUGUUAGAGAAAAGUCAAUAAUCAUAUUGCAAGUAAUCAAAUGUGGAAGAGAUGGAAGCAUAUAUGAAUAUGAACAAACCCUAAGUUAGAAACUCUUUAGCUACUUUUUUAACUAUGCAUGAUAGAUUAGAGAAGGAAUAUGACAAGGCCUAACAGAUCUUAUAAGAUUAUGAUGAUCAUGUUGCUCAGUUCGAUGAACUCAUGCAAAAAGAUCUUGAUAAUCAAAAGAAUGCAUUAGAAGAUAGGUUAAAAAAAAGAAGUAUUUUCUUUUAAAUACAUUAUAAUAGAUGAUAUUAAAAAAGGGCAUUCUGCUCAUGAAUAGAGACCUAAUCCUACUAACUAUUGA